AUGGCUUCCGGUCCCCGCCCGUCAGCGCUCUGCUUCACGCUUUCCCUCGUUUUAUGGUUCUGUGUCCUUAUCAGGGCUCAGGAAACAACAACCGAGCUACCGACAACAACACCCCUUCCCGAUGGCGACCAGCGGGCGACAGUUGGUUGGGUGAGCAAUCCUAGACGGAGAGGCACCCUGACCCUCCUUAUCGAAUGCCUGACGACAAUCUUUGCCUGCACCUGGACCGUCUUGCACCUCAACGUCCCUGCCAUAACCGAUUCCACCAUGACACGGGUUCUACGCAAAGCGAAAUGGAUGGCCAUUACGGUUCUUUUUCCCGAAUUCAUUUUCGCUAAAGCUGUAUGCGAACUUCGGUUUGCGUUAGAAAUGCUUGAUUGGGUUUCCUAUGCUGUUCAUUGUCGCCCCGAUCACUUCCAAACGGUAUCAAAGAUGAAAAAUGCCGGAGAUGAUGGUUCCGCCUGGGUCCUCUGGGCUUGGACCGUCAAGUUCGAGCCUCUAAAGAGAAUUCUUUACACACUACUCAUGUGGAAAACACCAUACCAUUCACGUGUGCCGUUGGCAGUGGUGGAGAAGGGGAAGGUGGUCAAGGAGGGAAAGACAUUUAUCGAAAAGAGCUUCUCGGAAAAAGACCGACCUCGCGAUGGAAGGGCGGUAUUGAGAGUUCAGAAGUGGACACUUUCACACGCAUAUUACGCCAACAUGGGCGGAAUAGUGGCACGGAAGCGGAUGUAUGAAUUCACUGCGGAUAACAAGGAGUCAUUCGUUACCCACUUGUAUUCAGUUGUCCGCGGCGACCAUCUCGCACGUCCUGAUUUCAGAGCGUGGGAGCUCGGUCAUCCACUCAAAGAACUUCGACUAUCUGAGGACGAUAUCAAGGACAAAAGCAAAGCGGACUGGGUCGUCAAGACAAUUGCUGUUAUCCAAAUUGCACGCCUUUUAUUUGACCUCGUUACACGUGGUUUCCCUACGCCGGUGGAGGAGCUUGCCUGGCGCAUAGCUGCACUGGUGUCAACGGUCUCACCCAUCCUUGCUUUGGCUGGAAGCUUCGCGAUUCUUCAAUAUAGACCUAGGAAUCUCAAGCGGAAGCAGGCUGAAGCCGUGGAAGAAACUCUGGGUUGUCUUAGCUGCCGCGGCGAUACUGCAUUAACGACAUGGAACAUCGAUGAUGAUUGGUGGAAAGCAUUCACAACGGCACUUUACAAGUCCGUCCGGGAUCUGAUGUGGGUCAAUAAAAGCAGAAGACAUGAAGAACACCACCUCAACACCGUGUGGAAUAUCGCACGCGAGUUGAAGACAUCCGCCGGUCAGAAUCUUGCCCUGAGGGGCGAGUACGAGAAAUGGGACAGGGAUGCCUCUACGCAUCCAUCACUGAAAGUGGGGCCCGAGUGGCACCCUUUUGAGGCGCCUGAAGGGAUGUUCCAAUGGUUUUUCUCACGUUGUGCCGAGGAACCUGCCAGCGUGCAGUCAUAUCAGGAAGCGAAGAAGGUUUGGGAUAUCCACGCACAAAGACUUUUGAGAGUUCUCAACAUCAGCAGUGGCAUCAUCUACACGGCUGCUCGGCUAAUCCUCUUUGGGAUCAUGUUCUCCAGUCUCCGGGCGGUUCCUGAUGGCGUAUACGACACUGCGAAUUGGACCCGCUUCGUGCCGAGCUUUUCGUGA
This is a messenger RNA of Neurospora crassa OR74A, 1662 nucleotides long. RefSeq lists its product as hypothetical. NCBI's taxonomy places the organism in Eukaryota, Fungi, Ascomycota, Sordariomycetes, Sordariales, Sordariaceae. The coding region runs from base 1 to 1662 and encodes 553 amino acids. The transcript is spliced from 3 exons. The record is from RefSeq and is a predicted model, not a curated record.